AUGAAAGAAAGAUAUAACCAAAAUAGCAUUAAUGUCUUGUAUAAUGCUCAAGGGAGGAAACUGGUUAAGACAAUUGACAUUCAAGAUGGAGUUACAGACUUCUAUAGGCAGCUUCUUAGGUCAGCAACAAACUCCCUGCCCAUGGUUGAUGUCACUCUGGUUAGAAUUGGUGCUCAGGUGUCACAAGUUGCUGCUAGUGACCUGAUUAAGGUGGUAUCCCACAGAGAGAUAGAUGAAGCUUUGAAUGCUAUUAAUGAUAGCAAAGCAUCAGUGUACAAACAUUUUCAUGUUAAAGACUAUAGGCCUAUUGCCUGUUGUACGAUGUUAUUUAAGAUUAUUGCCAAGAUCUUAACUAGAAGGAUGCAAAGCAUGAUUACUGAAGUGAUUGAUUUGGCUCAAGCUAGCUUCAUGCCUUGA
Molecule: messenger RNA, 417 nt
Organism: Beta vulgaris subsp. vulgaris (sugar beet)
Lineage: Eukaryota; Viridiplantae; Streptophyta; Magnoliopsida; Caryophyllales; Amaranthaceae
Exons: 2
Coding region: 1-417 (138 amino acids)
Source: RefSeq, a predicted model, not a curated record